Coffea eugenioides is the source of this 1675-nucleotide messenger RNA. RefSeq names its product soluble inorganic pyrophosphatase 4-like. The coding region runs from base 545 to 1189 and encodes 214 amino acids. The transcript has 10 exons. Gene Ontology annotation, biological process: phosphate-containing compound metabolic process. Lineage: Eukaryota; Viridiplantae; Streptophyta; Magnoliopsida; Gentianales; Rubiaceae. Gene Ontology annotation, cellular component: cytoplasm. The record is from RefSeq and is a predicted model, not a curated record. Gene Ontology annotation, molecular function: inorganic diphosphate phosphatase activity; magnesium ion binding.
UUCAUUACAAGCUCCAUUUCUCGAGACUCCAUUUAGCUUUACCUUACGACACCAUCUCCGGUCCUGAAGCCUCAACCCCACCAUUUUCACUGUCAGAUCAUGAGGGACGCCUUUCCCAUCCAACGACUCACGUCCACCGUAAACCAACCGGUAAACGUUGCCCAAAUUGUGCUAAACGGCAAACGCCACGCCAUCAUGCUUUUCCCACCACUUCACGAUUAACGAAUACAGAAUAUAUUAUAGUGGUGCUAGUAGACCAGUAUAAGACUAUAGUCCUCCAGCUCCAUUCCACUCAUUCACCACCUCACAACGCUAAUCGAAUUUCCUUGGCUUCCUAUUGUCCCAGGUCUCAUCUCUCCUCUGGCAGGUGGACAACCUACUAAUGAUAAAGCGACCAUUUUGGAGAAAAUUGCACUGAUUUGUAAUCUGGUCUGUUUUCUACAUGGUCAAAAAUCGGAAAUUUGCUCCAGAGCCUAGAGCAGAUGUUUUCUGCGAUUAAUGCACUUGCUUCUCCCCUGCCUGUUACCAUCUCUGUUGCUUGACAAUGGCCAACGACAAUGGACAAGGUGCUGGAAAAAGUUCAGGAAACUCUGGUGUUGUCCUAAAUGAACGAAUUCUCUCCUCCAUGUCACGAAGAUCUGCUGCUGCUCAUCCCUGGCAUGACUUGGAAAUCGGGCCAGGAGCACCAUCAAUUUUUAACUGUGUGGUUGAAAUUGGAAAAGGCAGCAAAGUGAAGUAUGAGCUUGACAAAGCUACUGGGCUUAUUAAAGUUGAUCGAGUUCUUUACUCUUCAGUAGUCUACCCACAUAACUAUGGCUUCAUUCCUAGAACAAUUUGUGAAGAUAGUGACCCCAUGGACGUUCUAGUCCUCAUGCAGGAACCUGUGCUGCCUGGAACUUUCUUACGUGCUCGUGCUAUUGGUUUGAUGCCUAUGAUUGAUCAGGGUGAGAAGGAUGACAAAAUCAUAGCUGUAUGUGCUGAUGAUCCUGAGUUUCGCCACUACAAGGACAUUAAGGAUCUUCCUCCACAUCGCCUUGCUGAAAUCCGCCGCUUCUUUGAGGACUACAAAAAGAAUGAGAACAAGUCAGUUGCGGUUGAAGACUUCCUGCCAGCUGCAGUGGCUGUUGAAGCUAUCAAGUAUUCCAUGGAUCUGUAUGCUUCCUACAUCGUCGAAAGUUUGAGGCAGUGAAAGGCUUCAAGCGUUUGCAAGCAUAAGAAUGUAUUUAAUUUUCAGAAUCUGACGCUGCUAUGAUCCUGGCAACAUGCCUAGUCUGGAUGUUAUAACUUUUAAGUAUAUAGUGAUGUUGAGGUCUAUAUGGCAGUUUGCCAUGCCUUGUGAACACUCAAGUGUCAAAAGUAUGUGUAGUCUGGGAUUGCCCAGCGAAAACGGUUAGUUAUAAAGUGCCUUCUGGCAGUUACAGCUUCUUUUUUUUUGUUUUUUGGUGGGGGGGAGAGUACGAAUAGCUUGUUUUGCUUGCUUCUCCUGAUGUUGUCCAUGAAAGGGUCUUGGUUGAUGUUACAGGCAUCACAAAAACGUGGACAACAAUAAUGCCUUUGAAGUUUAGCUACAAAAAUGUGAUGAUUUACUCCAGAAACAGCUGAGGGACUAUUUAAGCUUUCGGAAUACGUGAAAAUUGAGUUCCAGAAAAGCUUAGGGACAUAAAUAAUUAAUGCU